Trichoderma virens Gv29-8 is the source of this 726-nucleotide messenger RNA. RefSeq lists its product as uncharacterized. The record is from RefSeq and is a predicted model, not a curated record. The transcript is spliced from 3 exons. The annotation marks the transcript as partial. NCBI's taxonomy places the organism in Eukaryota, Fungi, Ascomycota, Sordariomycetes, Hypocreales, Hypocreaceae.
GUGGUGAGCAACGGGUUCUGCAAACAUAUAUGGGUUGGCCCACCAGAUGCUACUCGAGAUUGGGCGUUGGGAUUAUUCACAACCGAGUUCACCUACACGUUUAGCCUCAUGUGCAUCAAGCUCUCGAUCCUGGCUUUUUAUUGGAGAAUUUUUAGCGUCCAAUUUAUAGACAAGCUGCUUCUUGGAAUCUUGGCUGGAAUGGUCGGUUGCUGGACAGUUGCUUCUAUUCUAACUUCUGUUUUCCAAUGCGUACCGAUAUCCGCUCUCUGGCAGCAGUUUGACCCCGUUCACCCAACAGAUCCAUCAACUUUCACAUGCGGUGUCAACAUUCAUAACCUGUUUAUCGGAAAGACGGUUCCUCACAUUGUCACAGACGUGCUCAUUCUUCUCUUCCCGCUGCCGUAUAUCUGGAAUCUGCAUUUACGCAUGUCUCAGAAGAUUGCGACUGCGUGUAUCUUUAUGCUGGGCAUCUUCGUCCUCGUUGUUUCGAUUGUUCGAUUCGUGUUCGUGCUUCAGCUAAACUUGGAGUCUCCGGAUGUUACGUGGGAUGAAUGCGCGGAAAUGAAAUGGACUGGCGUUGAAGUGUAUAUUGGUACCGUUUGUGGCAUGCCUUACCAUUUUCCUUUCUCCCUGCAGCUUUGGCUGAUAAACGACAGCUUGUCUUCCAUCCUUGAAGCCUUUGUUGAAUCUCAUCCUACACGGAAGUGUUCACCCGAAGUCGCAUAG